AUGUUUGGAAAACUAACUUCUGCCGAUUCCAGCCUCACCUCUUCUUCUGGCCACGUCCUUGUCGGUCUCCGACGUGCCAGCGGAUGGGUCGUCAACAAAAGAUCCUCCAGCGUCCCUCGUGAGAAGCAGCAGGAUGAAGACACGGUGACGACCAUCCCACAAGAGCACGAGGAAGCUCUGCAUUUCGCUGCUCCUGUUGCUCCUCGUGGACGCCACCGAUAUCCGGGAGCACGCCAAGCACAAGGCAGAUGCAUCGAGAGAAGAAGUCACUCUCAGCAGCAAGCACAAGUCACGAAAGGCGCUCGAGGCCAUCCCACAAAAAGUGUUCCAACAGAAUCUUUUGUGUCGUUUCCACUGCGGCAUAGCUGCAGCAGACAGAUUACUCCAGCUAUUUGUUGGCCUGAAGAUACGGUACACAUCGUAGACUAA
Molecule: messenger RNA, 429 nt
Organism: Seminavis robusta
Lineage: Eukaryota; Bacillariophyta; Bacillariophyceae; Naviculales; Naviculaceae
Source: the annotation of a GenBank genome assembly